AUGCGGGGACUGGUGGCGUUGCAGGAGAAGGAGGAGCUGAAAUGCGAACAGCAAUGGGGGCGGGAGAAUGAACUGAAAGUGGAGAAAGAGCAAGGACAAAAGGAGCAGCGCCUGAUGCGCAAGCUCGCCGAGGAGCAGGAACAAUUGCUGCAGCUGGACCAGUCGGACUAUCUAUUCCUGGACCUGGAGCAGGAGUCUCAGCAGCAGCUAUUCAAACGAAAGCUAGAGCGACAACAGGAUCAAUUUGAGAGCAUGGAACUGAAGGAGCAACUCGAUUUGUGGGUAAGAGAAUCCGUUGAAGAUGUCCAAGAGGCAGAGCAACAGGCUCCACACGUUGACUCCUACCCAAGCGACGAUCAGACAAAGAGCAACAAUGCUGAAGCUCAGGAUGACGAUGGAAGAGGCUACCAUCCGGUAAGUGUGGGCGACUCGUUCCAGCAGCGCUACUUCGCCAUCAGCAAGCUGGGCUGGGGCCACUACUCGACGGUGUGGCUCUGCUACGACACGGUGCGCAGCUGCUACUGCGCCAUCAAGCUGGUGAAGUCGGCGGAGCUGUACGCGGAGUCGGCGCGCCAUGAGAUUCGCCUGCUCCGGCACAUCUCGCAGCUCAGCUGGCACCCGCUGCGCGACCGCCUGGUCAACAUGACGGACAACUUCAGCACGAGCGGCGUCAAUGGGACGCACCAGUGCCUGGUCUUCGACGUGCUGGGCGACAACAUGCUGAUGCUCAUCCAGCGCAGCUGCUACCAGGGACUGCCGCUAUACAACGUCAAGCAGAUCGCCUACCAGGUGCUGCAGGGGCUGUACCUGCUGCACGACCAGGGCCAGCUCAUCCACACCGACCUCAAGCCGGAGAACGUGCUGCUCGUGGCCGACGAGCUGUCGCUGCGCAGCCAGGCCACGGCGGAGUCCAAGAAGUACCUGGAUACACACCAGCGGCAGCUCAGCCUGGCCGACGCGAAGCUGAGCAAGACGGCCAAGCGCCGCCUGCGCACCAAGACCAAGCAGAGCAUCAGCUUCUUCCAGUCACAUCGCAAGUGGCUGCGCGAGCGCGGCAUUGACGACCUGCUGCUGCUGGCCAAGCACGGCCUGCUGACGACCAAAAUGGCCCUGGACGCCGUCACAAACCAGCUGCCCUACCUUGCCUACGACGGACCCGUCAUAUUCUCUGCCGCAGAAGUGCGCAAGCUGCGGCUCAGCCAGGAGCACUCGAGCGAGGAGCAGGUGGGCGACUCCCAAACGUCGAGUCGGGCCAGGAAGCGCCGCUCGAGAAUGGCCGAAUCUGAGCGCGGCCACAACUCCGGCUCCGGCUCCGCCUCCUCCUACUCCUCCUCGAAGGCAGCCAAGUUGCUGCAGAGCAGCACCGAGAAGUUCAUGCGCUACGUCCAGAAGUGCAUUGAGAACGACGAGAAGGACGAGCAGGAGAAGAGCAACGAAUCGCACCACCUACACAACAAGCGCAUGAAGAGCAAGAAGGGCGCCAAGAAGGCAGCGGCUCGGCGCCAAGCCGACCUGCCCGCUGCCACCUCGAGCAGCGGCAAGCUCAACAUGGCUAUGAUCGAGCGCAAGGACCCCGCCUUGGAGCCCUGCAAAGUGAGGGUGGCCAUCGCCGACGUGGGCAACGCCUGCUUCGUGGACCAGCAUGUCACCGAGGACAUACAGACGCGCGAGUACCGCGCCGUCGAGGUCAUACUGGGCGCUGGCUACGACACCUCGGCCGAUCUCUGGAGCGCCGCCUGCCUCUUCUGGGAGCUGGCCACGGGCGAGUACCUCUUCGAGCCGAACAAGUGGCGCGGCGAUGCCAGCCCGGACGAGGUGCACAUCGCUAACAUAAUUGAGACAUGCGGGCCGAUACCCAGGGAGCUGAUUGCCCGUGGCGAAUACUCGGCGGAAAUCUUCAACUCCAAGGGGGAGCUCUUGAAUAUUAAGAACUUGGAGCCGCAUCCUUUGCAUCAGGUCCUGAUGGAGCGGUACAACUGGUCGCCGCGCGAUGCUCACGAAUUCGCCGACUUUCUGAAGCCGAUGCUCUGCACAAGUCCCCAACGCCGCAUCACGGCCUUUUCGGCCAUCAAUCAUCCUUGGCUGUUGCUCCACGAGGAGGACGAGGCGGAGCAGCAGGACCCAAACGAGAGCCACGCAUAG
Drosophila arizonae is the source of this 2142-nucleotide messenger RNA. Its product is annotated as SRSF protein kinase 3-like. Gene Ontology annotation, cellular component: cytoplasm; nucleus. Gene Ontology annotation, molecular function: protein serine/threonine kinase activity; ATP binding. The record is from RefSeq and is a predicted model, not a curated record. Gene Ontology annotation, biological process: spliceosomal complex assembly; peptidyl-serine phosphorylation; regulation of mRNA processing. NCBI's taxonomy places the organism in Eukaryota, Metazoa, Arthropoda, Insecta, Diptera, Drosophilidae.